Messenger RNA from Lotus japonicus, 2325 nucleotides. RefSeq names its product aminopeptidase P1. The transcript has 16 exons. The record is from RefSeq and is a predicted model, not a curated record. NCBI's taxonomy places the organism in Eukaryota, Viridiplantae, Streptophyta, Magnoliopsida, Fabales, Fabaceae. The coding region runs from base 84 to 2060 and encodes 658 amino acids. Gene Ontology annotation, molecular function: metalloaminopeptidase activity.
UAAAUAUAAUUCAAGUCAGUUGAAUUUAUUUAUCACUCAACAAAACUCAGAAGCAGCGAGAGCGAGACUGAGGAAAACCGAAAAUGGAAAACACACUUUCAGCGUUGAGGUCGUUGAUGGCGUCUCACUCUCCGCCUCUUGAUGCCUUAGUUGUCCCCUCUGAAGAUUAUCACCAGAGUGAAUACGUCUCCGCUCGAGACAAGCGUCGUGAAUUCGUCUCUGGCUUCUCUGGAAGUGCUGGUUUGGCACUUAUAACUAAGGAUGUAGCACUGCUGUGGACCGAUGGACGCUACUUUUUGCAGGCUGAACAACAACUUAGUGAUGAGUGGAAGCUAAUGCGCAUUGGUGAAGAUCCUGCUGUGGACACCUGGAUGGCUGAUAACUUGCUAAAAGAAGCAUCCAUCGGGGUUGAUCCUUGGUGCAUUUCAAUUGAUACUGCCCAAAGAUGGGAGCGUUCUUUUGCCGAAAAACAGCAGAAGCUGGUUCAGACAACAAAAAACUUGGUUGAUGAAGUAUGGGCAGAUCGCCCACCGGCCGAGAUUAAUGCUGUGGUUGUACAACCAUUAAAAUUUGCAGGUCGCUCUGUUGCAGAUAAAUUGAAAGAUUUGAGAAAAAAGCUUGUACAGGAGCAAGCUCGGGGGAUAAUUUUCACAUCACUUGAUGAAGUUGCAUGGUUGUAUAAUAUUCGUGGAAAUGAUGUGGCAUACUGUCCCGUUGUUCAUGCAUUUGCUAUUGUGACAUCCAAUUCUGCUUUCCUUUAUGUGGACAAGCGUAAGGUGUCAGCUGAGGUAAAGUCUCAUUUGGAGGAGAAUGGAAUUGAAAUUCGAGAGUACACAGCAGUAAGCUUUGAUGUUGCAUUGCUUGCAACGGAUGAGCUUGAUACUACAUCUACUGCCAAAGAUACUCUAGCUGAAAUUACAAAGCAGGCUGAAAAAUUUGUCAGUGAAACCAAUAAGAGUGUAAACGGCAAACAUCAGGCAAAAGAAAAUAGUAACAACCUCAUAUGGGCUGAUCCAGGUUCAUGCUGUUAUGCAGUGUAUUCAAAAUUGAACCCUGAUACAGUUCUCUUGCAGCAAUCACCUUUGGCUCUUGCAAAAGCUUUGAAGAACCCGGUGGAGUUGGAGGGGUUAAAACAGGCACAUAUUCGGGAUGGUGCAGCUGUUGUGCAAUAUCUUGUCUGGUUGGAUAAGCAGAUGCAGGAUAUUUUUGGAGCAUCUGGUUACUUCUCAGAGGGGAAUACUGUGAAAAAAGAGGAACUGUCGCAGUCCUUGAAAUUAACUGAGGUGACUGUAAGUGACAAGCUUGAAGGUUUUCGAGCAUCAAAAAAGCAUUUCAGAGGAUUGAGUUUCCCUACUAUUUCCUCUGUUGGUCCCAAUGGCGCUGUUAUUCAUUAUUCUCCAAAAGCUGAAACAUGUGCCGAGCUUGAUCCAGAUAAAAUUUAUCUUUUUGAUUCUGGUGCCCAGUAUCUAGAUGGAACAACUGAUAUUACAAGAACAGUUCAUUUUGGGAAACCUUCGGCCCAUGAGAAAGCAUGCUAUACAGCGGUCUUAAAGGGUCACAUUGCUCUUGGGAAUGCUGUGUUUCCUAAUGGGACAAAUGGUCAUGCCCUUGAUAUACUUGCUAGAAUUCCUUUGUGGAAGAAUGGUCUUGAUUAUCGACAUGGUACUGGUCAUGGUAUUGGGUCCUACCUGAAUGUUCAUGAAGGACCUCAUUUAAUCAGUUUCAAACCUCGGAAUGUACCGUUGCAAUCUUCCAUGACUGUUACAGAUGAGCCUGGUUACUAUGAAGAUGGAGCAUUUGGAAUAAGAUUGGAGAAUGUGCUUAUAAUCAACGAGGCUGAUACAAAAUUCAAUUUUGGUGAUAAGGGUUACUUAUCUUUUGAGCAUAUUACCUGGGCACCAUAUCAAACGAAGUUGAUUGACCUGAACCUUCUAACGCCUGAUGAGAUAAAUUGGCUGAACUCUUAUCACUCCAGAUGUAGGGAUAUUUUGCAACCACAUUUGGAUGAUGCAGCUGAAAAUGAAUGGCUCAAGAAAGCCACUGAACCUGUAGGUGUGUGAGCUGUGUUGUGAGUUUGGAAAAGUUAAUAAUUGACUUUACUACGGCGUAAUACUGCAUAUAAAUUGAUUCUUGCUCUUUAUAAGGUCUAUAAUGUUGAAUUUCCUACCAAACACCACAUCAGUUUUUUUUUUUAAUUUUCCUUUGUAGUUUUAUUAUCAUCGAACUCUUAGUCUAAAUAAGAUGAACCUUGUAGCUGAAAAUGAAGAACCACAAGUACAGAUGUAAGUGGACAAAAGUUUAAUUCGAAGAUUGUUUCUUGCUUGA